CUAACCCCGAGCUUCCGGUGAGUGAAUGCGUGGUUUGGAUGGACCUGUGAAUUACUAUCAAAAUUCGUCCAACUCAGCCAAUCUCGACGUGAGUGGAACGUCACCGAAAUGCCGGCGUAUUUUCAGCGGCCAGAAAAUGCUCUGAAAAGAGCGAACGAGUUCUUGGAAGUUGGCAAAAAGCAACCUGCUUUGGACGUUUUGUACGAUGUCAUCAAGAGCAAGAAACAUCGAACAUGGCAGAAGAUUCACGAGCCCAUCAUGCUCAAAUACCUGGAGCUCUGUGUGGAUCUCCGCAAGAGCCAUUUGGCCAAGGAAGGUCUCUACCAGUAUAAGAACAUAUGCCAGCAGGUGAACAUUAAAUCUCUGGAGGAUGUGGUUAGAGCUUACCUGAAGCUUGCUGAGGAGAAGACUGAGACGGCAAAGGAGGAGUCUCAGCAGAUGGUCCUGGAUAUUGAGGAUCUGGACAACAUUCAGACUCCUGAAAGUGUGCUUCUGAGUGCAGUGAGUGGAGAAGAUACUCAGGAUCGUACAGAUCGCUUACUGCUCACUCCCUGGGUCAAGUUCCUGUGGGAGUCCUACCGCCAAUGCCUGGAUCUCUUGCGAAACAACUCCAAAGUAGAGCGUCUCUACCAUGACAUUGCUCAACAAGCAUUCAAGUUCUGCCUUCAGUACACUCGUAAAGCCGAGUUUCGCAAGCUGUGUGACAACCUGCGGAUGCAUCUUGGCCAGAUUCAACGUCACCACAACCAGAGCACUGCCAUCAACCUGAACAACCCUGAAAGCCAGUCUAUGCACCUGGAAACAAGACUGGUGCAGCUAGACAGUGCAAUAAGUAUGGAGCUCUGGCAGGAAGCAUUCAAGGCGGUUGAGGACAUCCAUGGGUUGUUUGCUCUUUCCAAGAAGCCUCCCAAACCUCAGUUGAUGGCGAAUUACUACAACAAGGUGUCUACUGUGUUCUGGAAAUCUGGAAAUGCCCUGUUCCACGCCUGUACCCUCCACCGGCUCUAUCAUCUCUCUAGGGAGAUGCGUAAAAAUCUAACCCAAGAGGAGAUGCAGAGGAUGUCCACCAGGGUCCUCUUGGCCACACUGUCAAUUUCUAUCACCCCCGAACGCACCGAUAUAGCUCGACUGCUGGACAUGGAUGGCAUCAUUGUGGAGAAACACCGCAGGCUGGCCACACUGCUUGGUCUGCAGUCACCACCAACUCGUCAGAGUCUCAUCAAUGACAUGGUGAGGUUUAAUUUGCUGCAGUAUGUUGUACCUGAAGUGAAAGAGCUGUACAACUGGCUAGAGGUGGACUUCCAUCCUUUGAAGCUGAGUGGAAGAGUCACCAAGGUGCUGAACUGGGUAAGAGAUCAGGCUGAAAAGGAGUCUGAUCUGCAGCAGUAUGUCCCUCAGCUGCAGAGUAACACUAUCCUACGGCUUUUGCAGCAGGUUGCACAGAUUUACCAAAGCAUUGAAUUCAGCCGCCUGGCAUCCCUGGUUCCUUUUGUGGAUGCCUUUCAUCUAGAACGUGCCAUUGUAGAUGCUGCCCGCCACUGUGAUUUGCAGGUACGCUUAGACCAUACCUCUCGAACACUGAGCUUUGGGUCUGAUCUGAACUAUUCGACUAAAGAGGACUCCCCAGUUGGGCCAUUCCUGCAGAACAUGCCAUCAGAGCAGAUAAGGAACCAGCUUACUGCCAUGUCUGCUUCUUUGGCAAAAGCCAUUCAGGUCAUCAAGCCUUCCUCCACCCUGCAAGAGCGUGAGGAGCAGAACCAGCAGGCCAUUGUUGCCUAUUUGAAAAAUGCCCGCAAGGACCACCAGCGCAUCUUGGCUCGUAGACAAACCAUUGAAGAGCGUAAGGAACGCCUGGAGAGCCUUAACAUUCAGCGUGAGAAGGAGGAGCUUGAGCAACGGGAAGCUGAGAUGCAGAAGGUUCGCAAGGCUGAGGAAGAGCGCCUACUUCUGGAGGCCAAAGAGAGAGAGAAGGAGCGCAUCAUGCAGGAGCAUGAACAGAUCAAGAAGAAAACAGUGCGCGAACGUCUGGAGCAGAUUAAGAAGACUGAACUUGGAGCAAAGGCCUUCAAGGAUAUUGAUAUUGAGGACCUGGAGGAACUGGAUCCUGACUUCAUCAUGGCCAAGCAGGUGGAGCAGUUGGAAAAAGAGAAGAAAGAGCUGCAGGAGCGUCUGAAGAACCAGGAGAAGAAGAUUGACUACUUUGAGAGAGCAAAACGUCUUGAUGAAAUUCCUCUGAGUAAAAAGGCUUUUGAGGAGCAGCGGAUCAAAGACAUGGAACUCUGGGAGCUCCAGGAGGAGGAGAGGAUCAGUAACAUGAAAGUUGAACGGGAGAAGGCUCUGGAGCAUAAGAAGAGAAUGUCUAGGAUGAUCGAGGACAAAGAAAAUUUCUUGUCUAAAAUAACUGCAGCUCGUAGCUUUAUUUAUGAGGAAAAACUGAAAGCCUUCCAGGAGCGUUUGGUGGAAGAAAGGAAAAAGCGCCUGGAAGAAAGGAAAAGACAGCGCAGAGAAGACAGGCGUAAUGCCUACUACCGGCAGAAAGAGGAAGAGGCACAGCGUAUCCAUGAGGAGCAGCUGAAAAAAGAGCGUGAGGAGCGUGAACGCCUGGAGCAAGAACAGCGAGAGGAGGAGGAAAGAGAGUAUCAGGAGCGCCUCCGGAAACUAGAGGAACAAGAACGGAAACAGCGUGCUCGUCAGCAGGAAAUUGAGGAGCGAGAACGUCGUCGUGAGGAGGAGAGAAGAGUCCCAGAAGAGAAAUCCAAGCAGGAAUGGGGCGACAAGGAUGAGGGAGGAUGGAGGCGGCGCACUGAUGGGGGUGAAUCAGAUUGGCGACGUCCUGUGCCUGACAAGGACUGGAGACAAGAAGGUCGUGAAGAUGACAAGGAAUUGACUCCUUUCAGACGUGGAAAUGGUCCCCGCAGGGGUGGAGAUGACAGAGGACUUCGUCGGGGCUUUGAUGAUGACAGAGUACUGCGACGUGGUGAUGAUGAGGAGCAUACUCCACGCAGAGGAAUGGAUGAAGACUAUCCACCACGCAGAAGGAUGGAUGAUGACCGUCCUCCGCGCAGAGGGUUAGAAGAUGACCGUACUCCACGCAGAGCGAUCGAUGAUGACCGUCCCCCUCGUCGAGGGUUGGAUGACGACCGUCCCCCGCGUCGAGGGUUGGAUGAUGACCGUCCCCCGCGUCGAGGGUUGGAUGACGACCGUCCCCCGCGUCGAGGGUUGGAUGACGACCGUCCCCCGCGUCGAGGGUUAGAUGACGACCGUCCCCCGCGUCGAGGGUUAGAUGACGACCGGCCUCCUCGCCGAGGGAUGGACGACGACUGGCCUCCUCGCCGAGGGAUGGACGACGACUAUCCUUCACGUAGAGGUUUUGAUGAUGACCGUGGUCCAAGACGGGGAUUUGAUGAAGACAGAGGUUCUCGCAGGAGUAUGGAUGAUUCCCGAGGUCCGAGACGUGGCACUGAUAGUGAUUGGGGUCCCAGAAGAGGAGAUGAUGGACCACGACGUGGCGGUGAUGACUCCAAACCAUGGAAGCCUCUUGGAAGACCUGGUGGCUGGCGUGAGCGGGAAAAAGCCCGGGAGGAAAGCUGGGGGCCUCCUCGUAGUGGUUCUAAUGAUGACGGAGGUGAAGGUGAAGGAGAUGAAAGAUACAGAGACCGACGUCCAUACAGAGAGGAAAGUAACUGGAGGAGAGCGGUUCCAGAUGAAGGAAGCAGCUGGAGAGACUCUCGUCGAGAUGACGCAGACCGUGACCGUGAUGACCGCCAAAGUGACCGUCGUGAUAGAGACCGCCGAGAUGAUCGUGAACACAGAGGCCCACCCAGAGAUCCUGACGAGGGAGGCUCUUGGCGCCGUGGUGAUGAUAAGCGGGAGGAGCGAGACCGAGAUCGUCCAAAGGAUCGGGAUACUGAGGGAGAAAAGAAUUGGCGCACUGACAAGGAGAGCGCUCGUCGCACCAAGAAUGAGACAGACGAUGACGGAUGGACUACUGUCCGCCGCUGAGUCUCAAUUUGCGUAAUGAUAAAAUGUCCUGAUAUAAUCAUUUUUGGCACCCUGUCAGCCCCACGUUCACCAGUUAUGACAACAGAGAAGCAUUAAUGACAUUAGUGUCACUAAUGUCAUUAAUGAAACAUGUCUACAUGAAUAAAUCAGGGUGAAAUCCCUUUCUCUGACUUUCAGCUGUUUUGAAGACAUCAAAAAAGGCUAGUUAGCUUGUCCCCGGUGGUUUGGAGUGUUAUCACAUGAGGAUGAAUCUUUGUUGAAAACAAUACACCACCACUUUUCCAGAUUGAUUUGAUGUUCAAUAAAUGGUCUCUUUUAAAUGAUAAGCUGUUCUACCAGUGUGCGGAUACAGACGAGUUUCUCAUCUGCUUCCAUGAUUUGUGGCUCUCAGCUAAUCAUUCUUGAAGCUUCUUAAUCUAUUAAAUAGCAAAAUUUUCAUUCUGAGAUGCAUGUUGGAGUACUGGACUGACCUCACUUGAUAUUCCUUGUGCGGUUCUUUCUUGCUGCAGUCACAGGUGUUAGCCCAGGUUGCAUGUGUGCAGACAAAACCUUCAUUAAUAAAGAUGUUUGCUGAACAGUUA
This is a messenger RNA of Thalassophryne amazonica, 4583 nucleotides long. It is a transcript of the gene eif3s10, whose product is annotated as eukaryotic translation initiation factor 3, subunit 10 (theta). Gene Ontology annotation, cellular component: multi-eIF complex; eukaryotic translation initiation factor 3 complex, eIF3e; eukaryotic translation initiation factor 3 complex, eIF3m. Gene Ontology annotation, biological process: formation of cytoplasmic translation initiation complex; translation reinitiation. The transcript has 22 exons. The record is from RefSeq and is a predicted model, not a curated record. Gene Ontology annotation, molecular function: translation initiation factor activity; mRNA binding. NCBI's taxonomy places the organism in Eukaryota, Metazoa, Chordata, Actinopteri, Batrachoidiformes, Batrachoididae. Bases 109 to 4002 code for a protein of 1297 amino acids.